Messenger RNA from Galdieria sulphuraria, 963 nucleotides. RefSeq lists its product as uncharacterized. NCBI's taxonomy places the organism in Eukaryota, Rhodophyta, Bangiophyceae, Galdieriales, Galdieriaceae. Bases 13 to 849 code for a protein of 278 amino acids. The record is from RefSeq and is a predicted model, not a curated record. The transcript is spliced from 2 exons.
GGCGCCAUGGAAAUGAAAACUUGUGUUGGUUUUUUGUAUUGCACAAAUAAACUUGGUACUAACUAUGUUAAGCAUACUUCACAAUAUCAACUUGGAAAAGAUACUCAAAUAGGGUCAUUGGGAAGAACUACUAAACAUAACUACCGUCGAUCAACAAGACAAGUUCUCCGUGCUGUUGCUUCCAAGGAGAGUUCUACCCAUGUGAGAAAACAACUGGCUGAUAGUUUAAACGAAGAAGCACUCAAAUUAGUGGGGUUCCUUCACGGGCAUCGUACCCUAUUCGUUGCUGGAAAAGGAUUCGAUACCGCUGCUGCAACGCUCUUUAGAAAACUUGAUACUGCAAGUGCCUGUCCAACGGUAGGGAAAAAUAAGUCUAUUACAUAUAAUCGACUUUGUUUUCUUAACGAUGUUCUUCAGUUGCAAGAGUUGAACGUCAAUCGUUCAUCGUUACCGGGUAUAGAAGCCGUGAUUCCCAUCGUUACGAACAAACAACACAUCAUCGAUGUACUUUCACAGAACGCACACAUAGAAAAUGGUCAAAUACCGCGCGAAGAAGAAGAAGAAGAAGAUACCGUAGUAGAGACCGUAUUAUUUUCCCUAUUUCAAAAGUUCUUUCGCAUGCUAGUGUAUGCUAUCGCAACUUUUUCAAUCGAUUAUGUGGAUGAAAACAGUUUCAUUUUGUUGGAAAACUUGUUCAGGGAAAUGAAAGUGGAAAAGAGUGUGAUCACGCAGCGUUUUAAUAUAUUGAAAGAGCAAAUACAACAAUUAGUUCCUCAUUAUUUAUGGAAAGAAUGUUCCACGGUCAUCAGUGUUUUAGAGACUCGGUUGCAACGAAUGAACAUUGCUUGAAAUGGAAUGACAAAUACUUGGAUUUCUUUAUGGAUUUAGGAAUUGUCAAAUGUCAACGUAAGGAAACCAUUUUGGGAUAUCGAUAAAGGACAUCUCGUGGAUGUUUAGAAUGUC